Candidula unifasciata is the source of this 3375-nucleotide messenger RNA. Lineage: Eukaryota; Metazoa; Mollusca; Gastropoda; Stylommatophora; Geomitridae. The record is from the annotation of a GenBank genome assembly.
AUGGCUGCCCGCCCAAAGUCAUGCAUAUCAAUUGAUACAGAUGUUAAUCUUGACUUUCUCACAAAAGAAGAGAAGGAAGCUCUUCUUUCUAAAAAGAUGGAUAUGAUUCGCCAGAGAAAUAAAGCUCUCACAGAGAGGCAUCAGUUGAUUGAAGCAGACAAGAAGAAGGCAGAGGAUGCAGGGCAAGCAGUGAAACCUACAGUAGAUAGCCAGAUGUUGCCUGCAGAAGGUGCCCCUAAACCUAGAGGCAGAGGAAGAGGUCAAGCACACAGUAAAGAUGGUAACAGACCUAUGAAAGAAAGACCCAAAUCAUCAGGGGAUCUAAGAGAUUCGUCAAAUUAUGAGCCCAUAGUUGAUACAACAGAUCUGGCUAACUACAGAAGUAAAGGUCAUAGUGGGCUGCAUGAGAGGGAGGCACCAAACAAUAUACAGAAAAGCAAAAAGAAAUCAAAAGAAGAGGGCCCUCCACCAGAUCCUUCCUUCAACCCUCUAGCUGAUCGAAGACGGAGUGACAAGAAGGAAGAUGUUGUGGAUCACAGACGACAUCCAAGGAAUUACGGUGGAACUUCAGACCUUUCUAGAGUAAAACAGAACAUGAAACACUUGCGAGAGAAGGAGAAAGAAAGACCUCAGGGAAGCAAACCCUUGGACAUCGUGAUGACUGGCAAGGAGAGGAGAAACCAUGAGGACUGGAAGGCAGAGAGGGAUCGAUAUGACAAGGAGCGUAUUCAGAGGCAAAUGAGUGAUGGUGGCAAUUGGAAACGGGCAUGGGAUGCAGACAAAUUUGCACUAGAGAAUGAGGAGCAGUCAGCAUAUUCUUUAAAAAUGGAACCAGCCAAGCGGCCAGCUGGUCGUAUUGGCAGUGGUCGAUUUGACCGUGGUGAAAGAGAUGACCAUCCUCGAAGUGCUGUUUUAGUGAAAGGAACUGUGCAGCAUGCUGACCAUUUGCAACAACAGCAGCAACAGUGGCAGCACCAUGACCAGCAACAACUGCCAGCACAACUUCAUCAACAUCACUCCCUUGUUGGGGAAAACAAGCCUGCACGAGGUCGCGGCAGAGGUCGUGGAAGAGGCCGCAGUCGUGGUGGGUCAGGUGAAAAGUUUCCACGUCCCAGGACAUGGUCUGGGGGAGAGGAUCGCUUUGUGGAGUGUCAGAAGGAACUGCUGUUGGUGAAAUUUGAUAACACUGCAGGGGAUAACAGUGUAGAAGUAGAGUAUGAUGAUGAUGAAUUUCUUCCGUCACCACCCAACACUUCCAAGGCACCACAGCCUGCUACAACUCAGGGAAGAGGCCCCACAGGCCGUACUCCAAAUCAGGCCUCCAACCAGCAAGCUCGUGGGGUCAGGCCUCAACAGCAGAAGAACAAAGCAGCACAGCACAAAGACGACCCUCAGAUAAAUCUGCAAAUACCUACAGAAGGCCAAUGGAAUAACUCCACACCUCAGACAGCAGUAGAUCAAUUUAUGGCUGCCUUUGGUACAGAAGGGAUUCAUGCACACACUCCCGGUCACUCCCAAGGCUUUAGAGAUGGUGAUGAAUGGGAAGAUGACACAGAGACUUCUGCUGUACAAGAGGAGAAUGAUUCUGGCAUUUCAAGCAUGGUGCAGUCUAGCACCACAAGUAGCUCAAUCCAUGAUUUGCACUUAGAGUGCAGACUCAACCCUGAAGCUCCAGAGUUCUUGCCCACCUCUGCAGAUUUGAUUAAAUCACCAAAUGAAGCUGCAGAUACCUCUCCCUGGAACUCAGCCAGCAGGUCGCCUUCUCCACUGUCACAAGAUUCUGCAUUCUCUCCACAACUGACACCAAAGCUGUCCACAUCUCCACAUACCCAUCCUGCCAUUCACUUACAAGAAUCCUCUGCCCCAUUGAGAAGGGGAGUGGACACUGUGCUUCAAAAUUACCAGCCACUACUAAUGCCGGGUGAGGAAUCAAAAGUACUGGCAAGGAAACAGGCCAGAGUUGGUGAUCCCACUAGCUCAGAAGUUCCAAAGCCCAAUGAAAAACCUGAGAUCAUAGAUGUCAAUGUGUCUUGUCUCACCAGUAAAAGAAGUGAUACUAAAGACACCAUACAUACUUCAAAUGAUGUGGAUAGAGCAAAUGCUCUGUCAGAUGCCUUUAGUAAAGCCAGGAAAGAUGCAUUAGAAAGCAACAAGGCUGCCGCAAACAAAGAGAAAACCACAAGUGGUAAUAUUUCUGCUUCGCAUCCUAAAAGAAUGACACACAAUUCUUUGUCAGAAGACACAAAGAAUAUCUCCAAAGAGUCUGCAACUUGUCUUGCUGCUGAGAAUACUCGGGACAAUGUGGUUGCCAAAGACUUGCUGCGGGAUGUGUCAAAGAUGCAUGGCUCAUCUGAAGGGACCACAGAGUCCAUCACAAAUGGUGAUGGAUCUGAUCAGUGGAAGCUGAAUGGAGUAUCUGUAGAUUCUAAAGACCACAUGCUUGCCACACAUGAGCAUGGUGUGAUUGCAGGGAGUCUUAAAGAGAACUUCAACGUGCAAGAGGACCUCAAAACACAUCCGCAUGCAGUAGCUGUAGGAAGUCUCAAAAAGGACUCCAACGUACAAGAGGACCUCAUAACACAUCCGCAUGCAGUAGCUGUAGGAAGUCUAAAAAAGGACUCCAACGUGCAAAAGGACCUCAUAACACAUCCGCAUGCAGUAGCUGUAGGAAGUCUCGAAGAGGACUCCAACGUACAAGAGGACCUCAUAACACAUCCGCAUGCAGUAGCUGUAGGAAGUCUCAAAAAGGACUCCAACGUGCAAGAGGACCUCAUAACACAUCCGCAUGCAGUAGCUGUAGGAAGUCUCAAAAAGGACUCCAACGUGCAAGAGGACCUCAUAACACAUCCGCAUGCAGUAGCUGUAGGAAGUCUCAAAAAGGACUCCAACGUACAAGAGGACCUCAUAACACAACCGCAUGCAGUAGCUGUAGGAAGUCUCAAAAAGGACUCCAACGUACAAGAGGACCUCAUAACACAACCGCAUGCAGUAGCUGUAGGAAGUCUCAAAGAGGACUCUAACGUACAAGAGGACCUCACAACGAUUAAGCAUGGCACAGCUGUUGGGGGUCUCAAAGAGGACUCCAUCAUACAUGAUGACCUCACAAUACAUCAGCAAGGUGUAACUGUAGGAAGUCUCAAAGAGGACUCCAACGUACACGAUGACCUCACAACCCAUGAGCAUGCAGUAGCUGUAGAGGGCUUCAAAAAAGACUGCAAUGGACAAGAGGACCUCAAGGAACCAGCAGCAACAGUGACUGCAAGCAUCAGUGGUCUUUGUGAUCCUGCACAAGUCAGUGAACUAAAUGGAUCAAAGAAUGCCCCUAAAGCAGAUGAGUCAACACUGCCCACUGCUGACAUUUGUGCAUUCUCAUAG